Molecule: messenger RNA, 1834 nt
Organism: Vombatus ursinus (common wombat)
Lineage: Eukaryota; Metazoa; Chordata; Mammalia; Diprotodontia; Vombatidae
Gene: KBTBD13
Product: kelch repeat and BTB domain containing 13
Exons: 1
Coding region: 7-1377 (456 amino acids)
Molecular function (GO): protein binding
Source: RefSeq, a predicted model, not a curated record
CCCACCAUGCAGUCAGUGCUUCCAGGCGGUGUCCAAGUCUGGGUAGGGGGACGGCUCUUUGCAGCUGACAAGGCCUUGCUGGUGGAAAACAGCGGCUUCUUCCGUGGCCUGUUCCGGUCAGGGAUGCAGGAGGCCACCCAAGGUGAGAUCCACCUUGGGGUGCUGAGUGCCGGUGGCUUCCAGACUGCAUUGCAGGUGUUGGGGGGUCAGCAGCCAGCCCUGGGGGGUGAGGAGGAGCUGUUUCAAGCUGUGGAAUGUGCUGCCUUCCUGCAGGUCCCCCCACUGGCCCACUACCUUAUCCACAGCCUCACCUCUGACAACUGUGUGGCAUUGUGUGAGACUGCAUUUGUCUUUGGCUUGUGGGACGUGUUUCACAGAGCGGCACUCUUCAUUCGAGAUGGUCCCCCAGAGAUGGCCGAUGAACUGUCCCCAGAAGUGCGGGCCUAUGUGGAGGCCCUGAGACCCAGCAGCUUUGUGGCUGUUGGUACCCACACGCCCACUCCUGAGUAUUUGGAGGAUGUGACUCGAACCCUGUGCUACCUGGAUGAGAAGGAGGAUGUGUGGCGGACCCUGGCCUCCCUGCCAGUGGAGGCUAGCACCCUGCUGGCUGGAGUCACCACACUGGAGAACAAGCUUUAUAUCGUGGGUGGGGUCCGGGGGGCCAACAAGGAAGUUGUGGAGCCUGGCUUCUGCUACGAUGCUGACCGGGGGACCUGGCAGGAGUUUCCCAGCCCCCACCAGGCUCGCUAUGAUGUGGCACUGGUUGGCUAUGAAGGCAGCCUCUAUGCUAUUGGGGGAGAGUUCCAGAGGGUGCCCCUAAGAUCAGUGGAGCGAUAUGACUUUGCUGCUGGCUGCUGGAACUUCAUAGCAGACCUCCCCCAGCCUGCCGCUGGGGUCCCUUAUGCCCAGACCUUAGGCCGCCUCUUCAUCUGUCUGUGGCAGCCUGCAGACACCACAGCAGUGUAUGAGUACAAGACCCAGGCGGAUGCCUGGCUUCCUGUGGCAUCCCUGAGGAGACCCCAGAGCUAUGGGCACUGCAUGGUGGCACAUCGAGACAACCUCUAUGUGAUCCGUAACGGACCCUCUGAUGACUUCCUUCAUUGUGCCAUCGACUGCCUGAACCUGACCACGGGGCAGUGGACGGCCCUGCCCGGCCAGUUUGUCAAUAGCAAAGGGGCGCUUUUUACAGCUGUGGUGAGAGGGGAUACAAUCUACACUGUCAAUCGAAUGACCACCCUGCUCUACAGCGUUGGCAACGGCUCCUGGAGGCUGCUGAGAGAGAAGGCGGGUUUCCCUAGACCUGGCUCCCUGCAAACCUUUCUUCUCCGGCUGCCUGAUGUGGCCCUGGCCCCUGCAGUCUCCUCCCCAGAGCAAUGACAGGGUGGAACUGUGGAGAAAUCCACGGGACUGAACUCAGAGCAGUCAGCAGGCUUGAGUUUAAGAAGGCGCUUGUGCUGGUACUCAAGGUUGCUUGUCCUUAUCUGCUAUGGCUUGGGGUCCAAGCAGCCAUACCUGAAGUUUCCACCUAGUUCCAUUAUGGCCUUUAUACAGAGAUAUAAAGAACCCCUAUGUGCCAACCUGAAACCUCUCCUGCCUGUCCUGGGUCUGGUUGUAGCUGUUGCUGUGACAUCCCGUUUUUCUUCUCCCCCUCAGGCGUCGUGUCUCCACUGAACCUACAAAGUUGGGAAGCUGAGGCCUGGGGCAUGUCAGACAAGAGAACUGGCUUUGGAGCCCGAGGACCUGAAUUUGGAUCUCACCUCUGUGUGACUUUAGGCAAGUCACUUAUUGUCCGUGUGCAUCGAUUUCCUCAUUUAUGAAGAUGAGGAGGUUGGAU